This is a messenger RNA of Metopolophium dirhodum (rose-grain aphid), 1680 nucleotides long. RefSeq lists its product as uncharacterized. Bases 187 to 1680 code for a protein of 497 amino acids. The record is from RefSeq and is a predicted model, not a curated record. The transcript has 10 exons. NCBI's taxonomy places the organism in Eukaryota, Metazoa, Arthropoda, Insecta, Hemiptera, Aphididae.
UGAAAAUAUAAAAUGGUACUUAAACGAAUAUAGGUACAAGUAACUGAUGUUUUAACGUGUAUUCUGUACACAACAUAUUAUGCACAUACAUAUAGUUACGCCGUAUUGGGCGAAAAUAGUUCGGGCAAGUCAGUAUUGCUGAGGUGUCUGUCGGGCAUUUUGGAACAAGACGGUGGUGACGUGAUAAUGACGGACGACGUUCCAGUGACCUCCGGUGGCAGUGGCACGACAGGUGGUCCAGGGGGCAGUGGUGUCGGUCCGGAGCAGACAGUCACGAGGCGACAUCCCAAGAUCGGGUUUGCCCCGCAGAAUUUCGAUGUGCCUGGACCGAUGCGAAUAUAUCACCUACUGUACUUUAUCGGUGCCGUCAACGGGCUAAUCGUUUCCCAAAUCGUAGACAGGUACAAGAGCAUAGUACCGAUGACCGGGCUGCCUGUGAACACGAACUUCUUGGUCGAUCAACUAAGAUUAAGCCAGAAGAAAGUUUUAUCUCUGGUGUUAGCAAUUCUACACGAUCCCGAAGUUGUUAUUUUAGACGACAUCACUACUGGCAUGGACUCCGUAACGUUAAAAAACUUAUCAUUUUCUGCAUUUGCGUGCGUAAUUCUGUUUCCAUUGGCCGUGCACUGGUCGUUUUCGGCGUACCCAAAACUAAACGUGUUUAUAAUGGUGCAUAACGAAGAUUUGGGUGACUACAAUAAUGAGACGAUCGAACCUAUGAGUAAUAUGUUCAUCAGUCGUCACUUAAAAUUGUUUUUCCCUGUGAAAUUAUUCGAAGAUGCUGAUGUGGGAAGGAGUCAGUGCUUACUGUACUUUGAUAAAAACUAUACAAUGGCUCUGCGACGGCGAAUCGAAAGAAAAAUAAAAAACAACGCUGAUUUUGAAAAUAGUCAGAUAAUAAUCACAAUGAACAUGACCGACGGGCGAAAAUCUGCUGUCGUAAAAGAUCAACUAACGGAACUCUAUAAACAAUUUCUAUCGGACUACGCGCACAACAUGAUGACGGAAUACGUUACGGACAUCAAUGAUGAUUCUUUAAAGUUUUCACAGAACAUUACGUACGAUGCCAACGGCGAAUAUCCUAUUUACGGACGAUUUGUUAAUUCAGGACUGAUUGUCAUUUUGGCAUUCUUUUUUCACGGAGCAAUCGCCGUUCGGCUACAGCAGGUCACAGGCGAAGACUGUUAUUACGACGGUAGGACGUCAUAUCUGGCACGUCUUAUCGUUCAGGUACCGAUUGCCGUCGUCUGGAACGCGUUUAUGGUCGUACACGUGCACUUCCUAUACGAUAUUAUCAGCACACAUCUCUACUACGUGUUUUUGGGUUUGUUGCUUGUGAGCGUCUGCGGAAUACACUUAGGAUAUAUCUUAUGUUCAGUUGUAAAAAAUCAUUUCGGUAUUACAGUAAUACUGUACUUAAAAUUCACAAUAUGCGUCUACGUCUCAGGACUUUGGUGGCCCACAUGUGAAUUAUUUGGUUGGAGAUAUGCGGUAAAUCACUAUUUCCCAAUUUCAGAAGGCAUUUGUUUUAUCAGAAAUUUGAUUGAAAAACAGACUUUUGUCACAAAACCAUUCAUUAUAAUAACUUUUUGGUCUGUAAUACUUGUGAUGAUCACAGUAGUUGAUAUAACUAAUACUAAAAAUGAGAAAAGGUACAAUAAAUUUAAAAAUCUAUUAUAA